UUGAGAAGAGCUGGAAAAGCUGCCUCUUCAGCCUGGAUCUCAGAAUAACAAGCACAGCCAGACCGGCAGCCUGAGACAGCCGUGUGGUUCCCAGCUUCUAGCAAACAGCUCUCAGCCAAUGCAGCACAGACAAGUUAUGAUACCUCUUCCAACCUUACUGUAAAGUCACAAGAACACCUAAAAAGGAAUAAUAUGAGACUUAGUACCUCUAAAAUCAUCACCAUCAUCACCUUCUUUCUGAUUAUUCUAAUAAUUACAUUGACCACAAUUUUAACAGAAAAACACGAAUCUUCCACUGAACACAAAUGCCUGGAUGGCUGGAUUGGUUACCUAGGAAAGUGCUUCUAUUUUUCUGAAAAUACAACCACCUGGGCAGCAAGCCAAAACUUCUGUGUCUCUCAUGCAGCAACUCUUGCUGUGUUCAACACCACAAAAGAACUGGAUUUCCUGAAGCGAUAUUCUGAACAUUCUCACUAUUGGAUUGGACUGAGCCGAAAACCAGGACAGACCUGGAAGUGGGCAGAUGGAAGCACCUACAGUGAUUGGUUUCAAGAAAUCGGAAAGGGAGAAUGUGCCUAUCUACACAAAUCUGGGAUUAGUGGUUCCAGUACCCAUUUGGUUAGAAAAUGGAUUUGCAGCAAACCGGACACACGUAUUCCAAGAAGUUAAGACAUCAUAGACCUAAGAUCUUUUACAUAAAAUAUAGCUUUUAUUUUCCUUAUAAGAAAUAUGUUAUAUUAACAUAAAAGUACAUGAAAUUAAUGUUUAGAAAUUUUUAUUGAUGUUUCACUCUAAAUCUCUAAAUUAAUUUGUUAUAAAUUUACUAAAUUCUUGGCAUUCAAGAA
This is a messenger RNA of Myotis daubentonii (Daubenton's bat), 845 nucleotides long. Its product is annotated as C-type lectin domain family 2 member D-like. Lineage: Eukaryota; Metazoa; Chordata; Mammalia; Chiroptera; Vespertilionidae. The record is from RefSeq and is a predicted model, not a curated record. Gene Ontology annotation, cellular component: external side of plasma membrane.